This is a messenger RNA of Anopheles gambiae (African malaria mosquito), 4787 nucleotides long. Its product is annotated as odorant receptor Or2-like. Gene Ontology annotation, biological process: detection of chemical stimulus involved in sensory perception of smell; sensory perception of smell. Gene Ontology annotation, cellular component: plasma membrane. The record is from RefSeq and is a predicted model, not a curated record. NCBI's taxonomy places the organism in Eukaryota, Metazoa, Arthropoda, Insecta, Diptera, Culicidae. The transcript is spliced from 6 exons. The coding region runs from base 2471 to 3598 and encodes 375 amino acids. Gene Ontology annotation, molecular function: olfactory receptor activity; odorant binding.
GCUUGUGUGUGGGUUGCUUAAUUGCUUAUCCCCGGUGGAAUUCGCUGCAAGUAAUCUUCUUCAAACCAUAAUAAUAUGAUGCCGCUUUUGGUAUGCUUUGAUGUUUUUCCUCCAACCACGCUGCACAGCUCUCCCAGUGGAUGGUUGAAUGUUUCAAGGCUUAAAAAAAAGCCAACUUCACUGUAAUCGAUCAAAUUGGACAUUCCUGUACACUCGCUCUCUUUCACGCCACACAACUUCGUUGCAGUGGUUUACUCGUUGCGGCAUACUUCGAUAAUGACAUCAACACCCACUCGCAUCGCUUGCUAUGAUUGACUUUUUCAAUUCGCAAUCCUGCAAUUCGAUACCGAAAUUAUAAGUCAGGCGUAAUCGUAUCGUCAGGUGGGGCACAGGACAGGGCAAGGAAAUGGAAUGCAGUUUUCGGCUGAACGGGAAGGGGACAUAAAACACAUCCAGUGUAGUAGUGUGUAUGCAUUGGGGAAUAAUUUUGCGCCAAUAAAAAUGUGGCGCGAGGAGGAACGCAGUUUGAGCAGGAAACUGCAGUUCCGACCGACGGUUUUCGGUACGGUUCGUUGAGCGCAAGGUUCAUUGCGCUACGGAUUGAUAAUUGUAAAGCGAAUACGCAUUACGCGUGCUGGCCCAAUCCCGCGAACCCAUGAACGGUUGCAAUUAUGCGAUUGAACAUUUUGUAAUUUUCAUUGAUUGCAGCGCACUGCCGGUGCCACGGAAAUCGUUCAUUGAAUCGUUCUGAAAGCUCGCGAAGCUUCUAAAUGUACGUCCAGAAACGCGUAGUUCCACGAAAAAGGGCUCUCGGGAUACACGGAUAGCGCCAGCGCUAUGUUUCGCCUCGAUGCGCACCAGCCGAAUGGAGCGUUUCAAAUGCAAACAAAUUGAAUUUGUGCGCCUUGCGCUAAUCGAUUGCUACAAACAGUUCCCGAGAAGCGAGACACUUCGAUUAAAUGAUGCUUUUAAAGCGCUCGUUUUGGUCUUUUUGCUGUCCAACUUCAGCAGUGCACAAGAGAAGCGUUUCUUUACUUUCUUUUAUCUUUUUUUUGUAAAGCCAAACACCGUUGCGGUUUUGUCACACAGUGUGCUGUACGUGGCGUGUGUUUCACCACCACCGUCUUUUGCGUUGGAUUUUCUCAUGUCCAAAUAUAUUAACCACCGAGACCGAAGUGACGUUAAUUGUUGGCUUUCGCCGGCGUUAUGCUACGACAACACGUCAAGCAGCAAAAGGGGGAAAAAGGGGAGUGUUCAAAAAUACGACAACACCGCAAACCGUUUAAAGGGUGCGAUAGGAGGGUGGGGCUGGAAAAAUAAAACUCCCGACCCAGGCGGCAGAAUCGUAGAAUGGUUCGGUAAAAAUUAAAUUAAGUGUUUAUCAAGGUUUUGCUGAGCUAGUUGCAUACAGUUAGGGGUAAUCGGUAACAAUGAAAUCGCUUUGAAAUAUGUAAUUUGUAUUUAAUUAAAUUUUUCAUUUUAAAUAUAAAAAAAUCCUAUUGAAGCGCCAAAAAGUAUGCUACCCACUCAACAGGAACAUUAAAAUGCGCCUAAAAGUAUGCAAUUUGCAUGAAAAGAACAUAUUUUAUUUUUAUCAAAAAUUUCAAAUUGAAACGCCCGGAAGUAUGCAAUACGACAAGAUAAUCUUAUCUCAAAACAGAAGGAAUAUGCUUACUAACAAGGUGUCGUCACCUGGGAAUGUUUAUAAAAGCAUGAAAAAAAGGAUAAUAGCGCUUGACACUGGAAACCACCAAUUAUCGAAUAAGGAUACCGUGUACAGCCGUCCGCUCGCGAGCCUUUAUCCAUCCCUGGCGGCUUCAGCAACCUGCACCACCACUUCACGGGUAAAAGUAUCCCUAAUUGGACGGUAUCCCCUUGUGUAGGGAGAAUCAUUUUGAAUAUCAAAAGAAGAGGGGGGAACCUAUCGUCCGUCUCCAGCACUUCUCGUGUGCACUUUCCGCCCGAAAGUGGAAAAAGUGAAGAAGCGAAAGCUGCUACACGUGAACCAGUGGCCAGAAGGUUUAAUUCUUCCCCGUUUCAUCUAAUUCAUUACCGCGGGAACAUGAGCGCGAGAAAUUUGUUACGGGCAAAAGGGGUGAGAGAUUUUCCACCGACCACGGUCCCACGGUCAGGAGCCGACAAGGGCCGUCCCACCGGCGGCCGGGCUAGCAUUUAUGAAACCCUCGGUGAUGAAUUUUUCAUUCCGUUUGCUGCUUCCCGUUUGUUCCAUACGCUUGGCAUAGCAGGUGUGUGGAGAAGGCCUGGGUCGCGUGUGAGAGAAAUGGAAAACUCGUUUAAAAGCAGCUCGUACGAACACUUUCGGCAUCAUUCCCUAAGUGGUUUUUAAUAACUUCAUUCGGACUACGAGCAGUGCUGACUGGUUGCUGGAGCUGACAAAAUUUCGGACUCUAGGGGUGUGCCUGAAAAUUAGAAGAACCAAAAAAAAAGCAAGAAGUCCCAGCGACGACAAAUGGAGGUCCUCAACUGUCCGCUACUGUCGGUGAAUGUGCGCGUGUGGCGCUUCUGGUCAUUCGUGCUGGUGCACAACUGGCGACGGUACAUCAGCAUCAUCCCGGUGACGGCGCUGAACGUGUUCAUGUUUGCCGACCUGUACCGGGCCUGGGGCAACAUCGAGGAGGUCAUUAUUAAUGCUUAUUUUGCGGUGCUCUAUUUCAACGCGGUGCUGCGCACGCUGAUACUGGUGUACAAUCGGGACAAGUACGAGUCAUUCCUGGCCGGUGCGGCCAGCGUGUACGAGGAAAUACGAGCUAUCAACGAUGACGUCAUCAGUAAACUCGUCUCAACGUACACUAAAAGGGCACGCUUCCUGUCCAUCUCCAACCUGGCGCUCGGUGCGUUCAUCAGUGGGUGUUUCGUUGUGUACCCACUGUUUACCGGGCAGCGGGGCCUACCGUACGGGAUGUUCAUACCGGGCGUGAACAAUUUCGACUCACCGCAGUACGAAAUCUUCUACAUCACCCAGCUGGUGCUGACGUUCCCCGGGUGCUGUAUGUACAUUCCGUACACGAGCUUCUUCGCCUCGAGCACCCUGUUCGGGCUGGUGCAGAUCAAAACGUUGCAGCAUCAGCUGAAAACCUUCCGCAGCUCGGAAAUGCUCAACGAAAGCACGGUGGUGCUCAACCGAAAGCUUCAGAAGCUGAUCGAAGAUCACAAGCGAAUCAUUCGCUAUGUGCAAGAUCUUAACGAUCUGGUGACCUACAUCUGUCUGAUAGAGUUCCUGUCGUUCGGAUUAAUGCUGUGCGCGCUGCUGUUCUUACUUAAUAUUAUCAGUGUGAUGGCUCAGAUCGUUAUCGUUGGAGCGUACAUUUUCAUGAUCCUCACACAAAUAUUUGCCUUCUACUGGCACUCGAACGAGGUGCGGGAGGAAAGCAUGGCCAUCGCACAGGCCUCGUACAGCGGACCGUGGCUGAAUGUGGAUGACACUAUUAAAAAGAAGCUUCUCAUGAUGACGAUCCGUGCCCAGCGUCCACUAGAGAUCACAGUCGGUAACGUGUAUCCGAUGACGCUGGAAAUGUUUCAAUCACUGCUGAAUGCGUCCUAUUCGUACUUUACGCUUCUGAGAAGAGUUUACAAUUAAAAGAUGGCAAUGAUAGCAUAAGCUUAACGCGAUAAGUUUAGAAGCAUAGUACGCCCACCAACGCCCACCCACAUACUUACAACUUUACACUUUAAUAACCACAAAAAAGGCUACGGGAGCCCAGUAAAGAGCAGGCAGGAAGACUAAAAGCCACCGAAAAUCGUGAUAAAUCAUCCAGCCAGCUCAUCAUCGUCAGCAUCGCUCCACCUUUCUGUUUGGUGAUAAAUUCAUCCCGAUGGUGCAAGUUUUGAGUCCCUAAACUUUGCUCUUAAUCUCCACUUCAAGCAUGAAGUGCUUCUUUUGUGUGGGCGUUGAUUACGUGAUACGAUUAUUGUUCGGUUGUUACUUUUCAUUCUUGGCGUGUGCUGUGGACGGUUUCCGAUUAUUUGCCGGCUUUGCAUACGCACGCUGGCCGGUGGCAUUUUUUUAAUGGAAGUGUAUGAGAGUGAAGUGUCGCAGUUGAUGCUAUUAAUUACACUGUGUAGUGUGUGCACGUUGGUACAGUUUUGAUAUUCAUCACUUCAAUUUUCAAUGCUAUUUUACAAGCAAAUUGAAAUGCAGAUGCAUAUUUUUGUGAUUUUUUGAACACCUCAUCUGCUGAGAAAAUAUUCUUAUUAUCUUCAAAGAGAGAUCCAAUCCGCACCAACGAACAAAGCAAAAAAAGGAUCUCGUGAUUCAUCAAUUCAGCAUGGCACCAUCAUUCAGUUGUUUGAAAUAUUGCAUACAAAUGUUGAUGUACGCUUUAUGGAAUGGUUAGCUUUAUGGCUGUGCUUUUAUGGUACCUCCACAUGAAAUAUUUCAGCCAAGGGUGUUGCGAGGAUGUAGAAUCCCGCCAUGCAAAUGACAGCGAUUUGCGAGGGCGCGCAAGAGCUCGCACGCCAUACAAGUUUACAGCCCCAGAGCCUUCGCAUUGAAGAGAUUGCGAGCCUAGGCAGUUUUUUCGUCCUUAGUUUUAACAGUUAUAAUUAUAGCACCCCAAGAACAGGUACAACAGUGUUAUUUGUACCAUACUAAACACCUCAAUUUUGACAUUUUAUUUUGCAAAAAUCCACAAUAAUUGAAAUAGUGAUCUUUUUGACGAAAAACACCGCAAAAAAAUUAUAAAUACAUAAUAAAUACUAUUUAACAUACCAUAAAAUUUCGAGCAGAUGAUACUACUCGUAACCCUCGCAAUGUUUAACGGGAUUGU